AACAAUACACACACUACCUCGAUAAAAUCUACCAGGAUCCAGAAGAAUCACUACAUCUAUCAACCAAUCAACCCACCACAGAAAUAUAUCGACCAUGAAAUCAACACCUACUACAUCCUCCGCCCGCCUCCAAAACGACUUCGGAGCUGAUCUAUGGGUGAAGAAUCGUCCUAAGCAUCACCCCACAGCAGGCCGCGGCCUCUUCGCCGGCCUGCAAGAUACCAAGAACUACAAUGUGGAAUCAGGCUGGGCGAAGCGCAGUAAUGCGGAAAGUCAGGGGUUUCUGGGAGGGUUGUUGAGUCGGUUUAUUGGGGGGUCUUAUAAGCCUCCUACUGAGUAGGGUAUGGAUGGAUAUGAUGGAUUAUGGUGGAUUGGGUUGGGCUUGGUGUUUGGGAUUGGGUAGCGUUAGAUUGAUUAUACUAUUUCACCGAAUUAAAGUGUGUUAUGAUGUAUUCAGUAUACUAUGCAUCUGCACUACUAACAUGUAUGAUGGAGUAGUUCAACGAACUCUUACAGUAGACUGACUAGAUACAUACUAAUACUGCCUAUUUCAAUACUACUAUAAACAUAAAACAAAGUCAAAAAGCAGC
This is a messenger RNA of Aspergillus vadensis CBS 113365, 590 nucleotides long. RefSeq lists its product as uncharacterized. The transcript is spliced from 3 exons. NCBI's taxonomy places the organism in Eukaryota, Fungi, Ascomycota, Eurotiomycetes, Eurotiales, Aspergillaceae. Bases 95 to 340 code for a protein of 81 amino acids. The record is from RefSeq and is a predicted model, not a curated record.